AUGGAAUUCUACUCUUAUGAAUCUCGAAUCAAAUUGACUGCAAACGUCGCAAUUUACGAAGAUUGCGGAGUGAACACGAGUUUGGUUGGAGAAGUAAAGUGCACGUGCAGGCACUGUGAACCGAUCCCAAGCAACGAGCAAGCAGUCCAGUACAACGCGCCUGUAGACUCGGGAACAGCGACUAACCAAAUCCUCGAAAAGAAGCAAUCUAUGCUUGGCUACUGGGAGUACGAGUCUAUCCAGCAGCGCUGCGUCCUUCUACAAGAAAAAAAUGAUGAUCUUCGGGGAAAAUAUGAAAACGAAGUGAAGGCAAAAUUAGCGGCGAUGGCGAACGUACAGCAAGAACUCGCGAGAGGCGAAAUAGGGACCGUUCAAAUUCAGCAAGGAGCUCAAUUGCGACUGCUUGAACAUUUGGCCGAGUCCGAAGACGAAUUCGAAAGUACUCAGCUAGAACUUGCUCCUGGAGAGUUCUCCUCCGAGCGUGAGUACGUCCGCCAGCUGCCUGAUUUGCCAGAGAGCUUCGCAGGCCCAAUCGUUGGCUGCCGAUGCCAAAGCUGCAAAGUUUUCUUCCGCAGUGCGUCUUUCCGAGGCGGCGACUUUGGCGAGCUCUUUCAGCUACCUAAACUAGCGAAUUCUGUGCGGCGUUUCAAAGAUGACCUCGAGAAGUUGACGAUGAUGCGCAACGCCAAGCUCAUCCUCGAAGUGGGCAUGCGCAUCCUUAUCAAGCGCAACCGCGUCGGCACUGUUCGAUACUUAGGCCACUUGGAAAAGAGCCCCCGCAAGAAUAUGGUUUACGUCGGACUCGAACUAGACGUGGCCGUAGGAAGGCACGAUGGAAUCGUGCAAGGGAAGCGCUACUUCACGUGCAGGCCCAGCCACGGGCUAAUGAUUCCAAUUAGAGACACUCUAGCGAUUCUUUCCAAAAAGCUGCAGCCUAAAGUUGUCGCCCUUGCAAACAGGCUUUCUUCGAUAAGAGCGCUGAGAAACACUUCUGAAGUCGCUUCGGUCGGGAUCAAACCUUAA
This is a messenger RNA of Oikopleura dioica, 1023 nucleotides long. NCBI's taxonomy places the organism in Eukaryota, Metazoa, Chordata, Appendicularia, Copelata, Oikopleuridae. The record is from the annotation of a GenBank genome assembly.